Messenger RNA from Melospiza georgiana, 1331 nucleotides. It is a transcript of the gene EVA1C, whose product is annotated as eva-1 homolog C. Bases 1 to 1308 code for a protein of 435 amino acids. The transcript is spliced from 8 exons. Gene Ontology annotation, molecular function: carbohydrate binding. The record is from RefSeq and is a predicted model, not a curated record. Lineage: Eukaryota; Metazoa; Chordata; Aves; Passeriformes; Passerellidae.
AUGAGGGACGGGCAUGCGGGGCUGCACCCACGCCGCGCUCAGGUAGAGCCCGGGCGGCUCCUCCGCCUCCUGUCCUGCGUGCUCCUGCUGUGCGGCGCCGAGGUCGCGGCUCUCGCCGACUUCUCAGGUUACCUCACGAAGCUGCUGCAGAACCACACGGCCCAGGCCUGCGACGGGCAGCACCUGAGCCUGCACUGCCCUCGGCACUCCACCAUCAGCGUGCAGUCAGCGUUCUAUGGGCAGGACCCCCGCGUGUGCAGGGCUGGGCAGCCUGGAGCCAGCAUGGCAGAGCCCAGGGACUGCGUGGCACCCACCUCUCUGCAGAAAGUACUGGAUGAAUGCCAAAACCUGAGAUCCUGCCAGCUCCUUGUCAAUAGUCGGGUUUUUGGGCCUGAUCUGUGUCCAGGGACCACUAAAUUCCUCCUUGUCUCCUUUAAAUGCAAACCUACUGAAUACAAAACCAAAUCAGCAUGUGAGAACCAGGAACUGAAGCUCCACUGUCAGGAAUCCAAGUUCCUGAUCAUCUACUCGGCCACCUAUGGCAGAUGGGCACACGAGGAGAGCGUCUGCUCAACCCAGGCGGAGCACUCACCCCCCUUUGACUGUUUGUCUUACACAGCACUGGAAGUGUUAUCCAAAAGGUGCUAUGGGAAGCAGAGAUGCAAAGUCAUUGUCACCAGCCGGGAUUUUGGGAGCCCGUGCCUGCCUGGAGUGACAAAAUCCCUGAACGUCAGCUAUGCAUGUGUUCCCAAAUUCAUCCUGACAGCAGUCAACCCCCUGGUCCCUGAUAACAAGUCUUCCAUCAACCAGAACGAUGGUGUCGACCUUGAUCCAAGGGAAUCGAGACUCCCAAAGAAAGAUGGGACUGUUGUUAGCUCCAACUACUUGGCUACAUUUGCAUACAUUAGAGAUCACCCUGAAAGGCUCGCUCUGCUCUUUGUGUCCAGCGUUUGUGUGGGGCUGAUCUUCACGCUGUGUGCCUUAGUGAUCUGCGUGCUGUGUCCCGGGGACAUCCGCAAACUGCACGGGAACAGGGAUCAGCUGGUGCCACACAGUGCCAGAGCCCACAGGAGCACUGAACCACAGGAGGAGGAGGAGGAGGGGGAGGAUUCCUCCCUUUCGGACACCCAGGGUGAGACAGACGGACUGUACAGACCUCCGUACUCAGGGUAUAACUCAGCAGAGGCAGCGGAGCUGGCCGAAAGGAUCGAGCGCAGAGAGCAGAUCAUACAGGAGAUCUGGAUGAACAGUGGCUUGGAUAUGACACCCCCUAGGAAUAUGAACACAUUUUAUAUUAAUGAACAAUAAAUGGCUUAUUUUGGAUGGCACUC